UAUGAACUUUGUACGUCGAUAAACAGUUUGUUUUUUCAAUUUCGUGUUGGUGGUGGCGUGUGGAUGUUGUGAACGUAAGGGUUUAAAGAAAUAUCUUGUAAAUAUUAGUUUUGGACUUUUAAAACACCCUAAUAAUGUCUAUGCUUGCGGAGAGGCGUACGAAAAAGAAGUGGUGUCUCAACCCUAAUGGCAAAGACUGGAGUAACGAUAAUAAUAAAUUUGGUCAACGAAUGUUGGAGAAGAUGGGAUGGAAGAAAGGAUGUGGUCUUGGAGUAAACUUGCAGGGGAUGAAAGAACAUGUCAAAGUGUCGGCCAAGAAUGACACCAAAGGUUUAGGGUGUAAAAAUAGUAGUGACAAUGAGUGGAUCCAUCACCAACAAAAUUUUGAAAGUUUGCUAUCGGAGCUCGCAAGUUCCACAUGUGAAGAAAUUAGACCGCCUGGAACAUCAGAAACUAAGCCUGUUUCAUUGGAAGAAAAAUCGAAGAAAUCCCGAGCCAGGGUGCAUUACCAGAAGUUUACAAGGGGAAAGGAUGUCAGUCGAUAUAGUGCUAAUGACCUGGCUUGUAUAUUUGGAAAGAAGUACAGUUCUGCUAACAGUAAAUCAUCUGAGAUACAGUAUUCAUACCACACUAAUACAGUAAACAUCUCCGAAGCUGAUUCAGAGGAUGGCGUGAUUUCUGCUGGGGUGGCUUGUAUAUUUGGAAAGAAGUACAGUUCUGCUAACAGUAAAUCAUCUGAGAUACAGUAUUCAUACCACACUAAUACAGUAAACAUCUCCGAAGCUGAUUCAGAGGAUGGCGUGAUUUCUGCUGAACAUACAGUUGGGCGGAGUUUAAAUGUAUGUGAAGAAAAAACUAUUGAUGACUGUUUAUCCUCACAUUUGCCCAAGCAUAGGGUAAAAGGUGAACCUGGGUCUUACAGGCAUGAAGAUAAAGAUGAGCAAGAGAAGCAGAAUGAUAUUUUGAAAGAAAUUUCAAAUGUGAAUGAAAAUUCUGUUACAGGUAUGGAUAUAGAUCAGGAGUGGAAAAGUGAAAUUGAAGAUAAUUCUGCCAGUCAUUCUUUGUCAGAAUCUUUAGAAAAGAUCAGGUUUAAAAGAAAGAGGAAACAUGCAAAAGAUUCACAAAACAACCAACAAGUCUUUACAGCGACCAUGAUUUCAAGCUCACAAAUUGGAGUGAGUGAAUGUGAUACUGUGGCCCAUGAGGGUGAGGAAAUGGAUAAAAAUGAGGAGGACAAGAAAAAAAAGAAAAAGAAUAAGAAGAAAGACAAGAAAAACAAGCCAGUGGUAGAACACGAGAGUGACAAAGAAGGCAGUAAAAUAUUGAUAAAAGAACUUACGGAAGUUACGUCAGAUGCUGAAGAAAUUGGAAACAAAGAUUCUGAAAAUGCCAGUAUGAUUAGUGAAGCUGACACUAGAGGCUCUAAGAUCAAGGUAAAAAAAGUGGGUAAGCCACAUAAAACUCAGAUUUCUGAAGGACAUAAAGGGCCCCCUGAAAUGAAGAAAAGAAAGAAAAAGAAAAUGUGUUCACAGUAUCUUAAUGAAUCAGAUGUAGUGGAGAACAUUACAUCUGAGAUUGUCAGUCCAUCAUCUCCAGACAACAGAGCUGGGGUCAAUAAUAUUCAGAGAUCAAUAGGUUUCUUCAGUGAAUCAGUUCCUUCUUACAAAGAAGAGCCCCAUCAGUAUGACAUCAAGAGUGUUUUGAAGCCUAGAAAGGCCAUUAAGAAACAUCACAGUAAAAGCAUGGAUUUUGGUUUCAAAGGUUCUAAUUUGGAUAGAAUCUUGGGAUAUGGGAGUUUGAGUGUAGCCUGAAAACAUGCUAAUGAAAUAAAAUAAAAAAUUAUAUUGCAACAAGUGUCAGAGUAAACUAACUAGUCUACCCAAAUACUAAAACUCUUGGAUCCUGUUUGCAAGUGGUGAUACACUCAUGAUCUCAGUUUGCUGGUUGACAAACAGUGAAAUGUGACACACUGAUCAACCUGGAUAUUGUAUUUUAAAUUUUAUGUAAAUUCCGAACUAUAUUUUUUGCAUUGUAAUAAAAGUGUACUUUUUACAUAUAAAA
This is a messenger RNA of Schistocerca americana (American grasshopper), 2061 nucleotides long. RefSeq names its product PIN2/TERF1-interacting telomerase inhibitor 1. Gene Ontology annotation, molecular function: telomerase inhibitor activity; nucleic acid binding. Gene Ontology annotation, cellular component: nucleolus. The coding region runs from base 135 to 1811 and encodes 558 amino acids. The transcript is spliced from 4 exons. The record is from RefSeq and is a predicted model, not a curated record. Gene Ontology annotation, biological process: regulation of ribosome biogenesis. NCBI's taxonomy places the organism in Eukaryota, Metazoa, Arthropoda, Insecta, Orthoptera, Acrididae.